Molecule: messenger RNA, 1173 nt
Organism: Auanema sp. JU1783
Lineage: Eukaryota; Metazoa; Nematoda; Chromadorea; Rhabditida; Rhabditidae
Source: the annotation of a GenBank genome assembly
AUGUACAGGUACCAGGAAGGAUCAAUCGGAUCCACUGCGAGCUCGGCGCGUCCAGCUUCCUCCCUAUCAUCGGGAUCAAACGAUAGUGGUGUCUUCAGCGUUCCCCAACAAGGCAGUGGAACCCAGUCGAGGGCAGUCUCCGGACCACCCAGCCCUUCUUUUCAAAUUAAUCAUCUUCUCCAUCAAGCUGCUAAUCUUAUUGCAGUCAAUGCGCAAUUACGGAAAGAAAUUGAACAAGUACGUGCGUCCGGAGCAUCGACGACACCCAUUGGAUCUGCUGGAACGACGACUACGGCUUCUGUUACAGCUCAACCUGCUGUAGUUUCAAGUAAUAACUCAACUACAAGUGAGAAUGAGCUCGUCAAGCCUGCUCUAUCUCAGGAAGUUUUUCCAUUCGAGCCACAGAAUUUACCACCACAUCCAGCAAGUAACCGUCAGUCAGGAAAACGUUCUCCUAAGCCUGACAGUUAUAAGACUGUGAUGUGUCAAGCAUGGUUGGAAUCAAAAGUAUGCCUGUUCGGUGAGAACUGCAGAUUCGCUCAUGGCGAAGUUGAGCUUAGACCCUCAAGAAUUCAACCAAAGCAGAACAACAAGUACAAGACUAAAUUAUGCGAUAAAUACACAACCAGUGGUCUAUGUCCAUACGGAAACCGUUGUCUGUUUAUUCAUCCUGAUUCGUCCGGUGCUAAUGCCUAUAUUAGGCCCGACAAACUUCUUGAACGCCAUGCCAUGGCCGAUCUCUGCCAAAUGGCUGAUAUUGUCAAUCGCCCAUCGACGCCACAGAACAACCCACAAAGCCAGUCAGCAGUAACAGCUCUUGGUCCUACACCCAUGCGAAGUGUAGGAAACCAUUUGCGCCCCCAUCCCAGCUGGCCAUUGGAGCCCCCAACCUUCUUCAUGGACAAAGAGGAAAAGCCAAACCCAUUGUCUGAAGCCACUUUGUCAAGUAUGUUUGGAGACUUCAAGACCCCAGUUCGGCCCUCGUUGACUGGAUCUCAGGGUUACGUUUCUGGUGGCUCUACCCCAAUGACUGAGGUAUCGCCAUUUUCGACCGUUUCAUCAUCGUCUGUAAAUUUAAAUUUAACUGAUGAUGACAGGGAUUUUGAUAUGUUCCAUUACUCUGGAUUAGACAGUCUAACGGAAGAGUUGACUCGUAAUCUAGACCUCUGGUAA